UUAUGGUCAGUUACGAGUCGCGUUAGAGUCGACGACGACGGUAACGAAGACGGCGAGUAGAGAGGUGAUUCAGAGCAGGCGCGAGGGACGGCAACUGCACAAGAACGGUAACGCACGCGGCCAAGCAGUUACGCAUCGUCAUGCACUGACGUUGGAAUUGGUGGCGUGAUGCGAAGGAAUUUCGAUCGAUCGCAACUUGGCACGAACAGUCACACGGUGGACGUGCAACGUCGCGCGACAACGUCAGGCGGGCAGCUCUCGCUGGUGAUAACGCACGGUCGUCGCACAUACAGGCGGUAUCGGCCUAUUAGCGCGUGAGUCGUCGAUCAGCGCUCGCUCCUUAACUAAUUGCUCGACGAACUUUGACCACUGUACGACAAUCCCACCCGUCAGACUCACUCACGGUCCAAUCUCGGUUGAUCUCUCGGUCGGUCCUCCUUGCCACAUUGCCCACGCAUCCUCCUCUCUGUCGUGAGCUUUGUUGCACUAGGCAAGUGUGAGCCGCGGGAAUCGAGCGUGACUACGCUUGAUUAUCAAAGGUUAAAGGGAUGCUAUCGAAAUGGAGCUGGAUCCUUCUUAAUCUCAUUAUCUACGUGAACACUGCUCCGGUGGAAAGUGAAACUGAAGCCUUCUUAGAGCUAACUGAGUUGGACUAUGAAGAUGCAUGUUAUCACAUCACCAAUGCACAAUGGUCAUUCAUUGUUGCACCUUCCAACGAAUCGUUACUCGCAUGGGAGGCGCAACAAUACGAAUAUGGGACAUUUAAGAAAACACAGAAGACCGAGAUACUCAAAAAGGUAUCAAAUAACGAGAAGUUGCAGCUCGAGUCACUGCUUCAAUAUAAAUAUGACGUGAUUAAGAAACCUGGUGACGCAUUGCUAAAAGAAGAAGAUUGGGAAAAACUCGUGCACUUCGUCGGUGCCGUGGAAUUACAACGAUCAACUAAUAGUUACGUCAACAAGUCACAAAAAUAUUCACGAGAAGAUGUGGAAUAUUUGUUGUCUCAUAGCGGAAAAGCGAGCGAUAAGCAAGUUGUUUGGAACGGUUGGUAUCGUGAACUGAAAUCGCUAGUGACUAAUUACUCAAACAAUUUACCUCUUAUCAACGAAGCAGCAAAAGAAAAUGGUGCCAAAAAUGUUGAGGAAUAUUGGGAGAUGUUGGCAGGAUAUCCUGAUGCGUAUGAGAAAAUAAGGAGCGAAUGGAGUCGGAUUGAUAUUUUUCAUAAAAAGAUUCUGAAAUUCAUCGGCACGAACUUGUCGAAAAAAUAUGGGAUCACUAUAAAUGACACGAUCCCUGCUCAUUUACUCGGCAGCUUACAAGGGUAUGACUGGACAGAUUUACCAUCGGAUACAUUGCCCCAUUCAAAUUUAAUCUACGGUGUCAAGAAGAAUCUUUGGAAAAAGAAAUACGCAGGUAAACCUCUGUACAAAAUUGCAUCUAAUUUGGGCUCGCUAUUGUUCAAACGAGUUCCGCAAGCUAAAUUUUGGGAUUACAGCGAGUUCAAUGGACAGUGUCCGUCUAGUCUGUUAAAUCUUUGUCGAGAUGGUAUAAUGAGAGUAUCAACGUGUUCCAAAGCUACCGUGAGCAAUUUCAUGGCAGCUCACAAAGAUGUUGGGAGAAUUCUAUUCAAUCAAAUGACCGUCGAGAGCACUCCCAUUCUCAAUACAGUUAAUAGAUUUUCGGGACUAGAAGAAAGCAUAUCUAUAUUGUUUGGAAUACUAUCGACGAGUCCUGCGUGGAUAAAUCAUACUGGCUUAAUGAAUGCCUCCAACGAUAAUGAACAACGCAUGAUUGUAUCUCUAAUGAUUGCCGCCUUAGAUAUCUUUCCACGAUUAGCAUAUUAUUACUCCGUGGAUAUGUGGCGAUUAAAUGCAAUUGAGAAGAAUAUCAAUGAACCAGCGGAUUUGGUAUCUUCCUGGUGGAAAUACAGGCAAGAAUACGAAGGUGUUUCUUCCAUCGACGCGACUAGUCCCACUUUCCUGGAUGAUAGUUAUAUCAUUAGCAACAAACCGUAUCUUCCUAAAAUUCUCGGCACGCUACUCGCUUUCCAAUUGUACGAAUUCAUCGUGGACUCGACCGAAGUCAGAUACAACAACAUCGACGGAAAAUUGAUGGACAGCAAGAUAAUAAAAAUGAUUCAGAUUGGUGGAGCCCGUAAUUGGCCGGAUAUCCUCAACGAAAACUUGGAAAUAGAUGAUAUAUAUGCGGAUGCUCUGAUUUCAUACUUCACACCAUUGGAGGAGUUAAUCGAACUGAAUGAAGAAGACUUCAAAUAUAAAUCUGGAUCCAACGAAGACGAAGAACUGGAAAAAUUGGAGAAGCUCAUGUUGCAAGAGAUAAAUGCUCCCACUACGACACUACCACCAUCCACAACUAUAACAACAGACAAACGGAUAACAGCAAAAGCUACGUCAUCAGUCAAGCCUAGAGACAAAGCGAACCAGUCAAAAGUAGAAAAUCCACCAGAAUUUACAACGUCCGUGCAUAUUUUGGAAAAUAAGCCAAAUAGUCCCGAUUCAUCGGGGUCAAUCCAAGUUCCUGUCAACGAAUCACUGAUACCCGGUAUAGUGAAUAAUACACAAGAUAACACACCAAAGAUUAACACCAGUAAAACAGUAUGGGUCGUAAGCGCAGUUCUUAUAGCCAUAAUUGUCAUUUGUAUAAUUGCGAUUUUCGGUAGACGAAGAUGUCGCAAAACACCAAAAAAUAGACGAUACGUUUAGCGAUAUAACUUUAUCAUUUUCGUCACUAAACAUAUUUAUUUCUUGCAUUUAGUCUCUAAGGAAAUUCUUGGUCUCGUAAGUUAUUGUCACAUAUCCCAUUACGGAGCCGUUCUUUAAUUAUUAUUUAAUUUUGAAACGCAUUCGAUGUUUCACUCGCAUUCCUUAGCAAUUUUCCUUGCUGUAGAUACGUAGAUUUUUUUUUUCUAGUGUUAAUAAUGAAUCGCUCUUAUAUUUUCACAUCCUGCUUUUCCAAUCUUUUUCAAUACAUCUCAUGCUCUUUACUAAAUUUGUCUACAUUUGUUAUUGGCUUGAUAUCAAAUCGUUUUCUAAUUACAAUCAUAUUGAAUGAUGUCAGAAGAGAGAAAUUGCACAAAUCCUUUUCUCACGAAAUCAACGUGAUAAUUCUAUAUGAUUAUAUAGAAACUAUAUAGAGAGAGAUACCAUGAAUUUUGAAGAAAUCUUUGCUAGGUCUCUAGCAAUUUAUACAUACAUAUAUAUAUAAAUUACACUUUGUUAUAUUUUACAUAUAACCUUACAACACCUCAUACGAAUAGUGUUGCGCACAAAGGAUCCUAAUUGGAUAAAAUAUAAUAUUGCGAUUUUUGCGUAUUUGUAAUUUAUAUAUAUUUAUACUUAUAUAUAUUAAUGUCACGUGUGUUAUAAUCUUUAGGUAUGAAAGAUAUGAUGCUUGUACAGUUGACGUCAUGUAUACUGUACCAUUCUCUAAAAGGAAAAUUAUAUGAUUUUCAGCCUUAUGCGUAAUCUAUAAAAUUGAAUAUCGCAUAAAUAACAUUUAUUAUAACGAUAGAGUUAUAUUGGCUCUAAUUAUGACGAUUUGGAGCUUACGUAUAUAUGCAUAAGAUUAAAAAUCGUAUAAUUUUCGAUCUAGGAAAUGAUAUAGCAUACAUGACGCCGAUUGUACAUUACAUAUGUAUGUUUCCUCUGAACAUAAUGCCAACUAUACCUCGAUGACUAGUUUAUCGCUCUCAUAAUUUUACAUCUGUAGCUUAAAUAAGAGAGUUGUAUUAAUAUUAUAUAAAACUGAAGCUAGUUGAAAAGACAUGUUUGAA
This is a messenger RNA of Dinoponera quadriceps, 3793 nucleotides long. RefSeq names its product angiotensin-converting enzyme-like. Lineage: Eukaryota; Metazoa; Arthropoda; Insecta; Hymenoptera; Formicidae. Gene Ontology annotation, cellular component: plasma membrane. Bases 549 to 2723 code for a protein of 724 amino acids. The record is from RefSeq and is a predicted model, not a curated record. Gene Ontology annotation, molecular function: metallopeptidase activity; peptidyl-dipeptidase activity. The transcript has 13 exons. Gene Ontology annotation, biological process: proteolysis.